Messenger RNA from Eruca vesicaria subsp. sativa (arugula), 1936 nucleotides. Lineage: Eukaryota; Viridiplantae; Streptophyta; Magnoliopsida; Brassicales; Brassicaceae. The record is from the annotation of a GenBank genome assembly.
GCCUUGUUCCCAAAUCGAAGAAGAAGACACAAACGGUUUGGUUAAUGAGAUAAGCAUUGAAAGUUUUCUGCUUUUGUCAUAAAGGUUCUAACUUUCGAGAGAUGACGUCAUCAAAUUUGCUACUUGAUGCUCACUUCUUACACAUUCCAAAUCUGUCUCGUCUCAGUAAUGGAUUCCCCUUGUUAAACCCUUCAGAUUCGAAGAAAGAAACUGUUUUGAGAUACCGUGUCUUGCAGAGUAGUAGUAGUAGUAGUCUCUGCAUUGAACCUGUUGAUGACGUUUCAGUGAAACCGAGGAUGGUUUUCUCAUCUGAUGGACCAAUCACAGAGAACAAAGAAGCCACAAACAAUGACAUCCUCCACAGCCUCUGCAGCUACGGGAAGUUAACAGACGCUUGCAAACUCGUUGAAGUCAUGGCGCGUCACAACCAAGUUCCUCAUUUCCCUUCUUGCACUAACCUAGUCCGUGGCUUAGCCAGAAUUGAUCAAACGGAUAAAGCAAUGUGUAUACUGAGAAUCAUGGUGAUGUCUGGUGGAGUUCCGGAUACUAUAACCUACAACAUGGUCAUUGGUAACCUCUGCAAGAGAGGUGAUUUGAGAUCCGCUUUGGUACUAUUAGAAGACAUGAGUUUAAGUGGGAGCUCUCCUGAUGUGAUCACUUACAAUACUCUGAUUCGGUUUAUGUGUGAUAACGGGAACACAGAGGAUGCGAUUGAGUUUUGGAAAGAUCAGUUAAGGAAUGGUUGUCCUCCGUAUAUGAUUACUUUCACUGUAUUGGUUGAGCUUGUGUGUAGGUACUGUGGAAGUGUUAGAGCUAUGGAGGUGUUGGAAGACAUGGCGGUGGAAGGUUGUUAUCCUGAUAUUGUAACGUAUAACUCUCUGGUGAAUUAUAACUGUAGGAGAGGGAAGCUAGAGGAUGUGGCUUUGGUUAUUCAGCAUAUUGUGUCUCAUGGAGUGGAGCUGAACACUGUGACUUACAACACUCUUUUGCAUUCUCUUUGUUCUCAUGGGUACUGGGAUGAAGUUGAUGAGAUUUUGAGUAUCAUGUACAAGACUUCUUGCUCUCCAACGGUUAUCACUUACAACAUUCUGAUCAACGGUUUGUGUAAGGCAGGGCUUUUGUCUCGUGCGAUUGAUUUCUUCUACCAGAUGUUGGAACAGAGGUGUUUGCCUGAUAUUGUCACUUACAAUACAGUUCUUGGAGCAAUGUCUAAAGAGGGAAUGGUUAAUGAGGCGAUAGUGUUGCUUGGCUUGCUGAGAAAGACUAGGUGUUCUCCAGGGUUGAUUAGUUACAACUCUGUGAUCGAUGGUUUGGCUAAGAAGGGUAUGAUGGAGAAAGCGUUGGAGUUGUAUAAUCAGAUGGUGGAAGCUGGAGUGUGUCCUGAUGAUAUAACUCGUAGGUCUUUGAUUUAUGGUUUCUGCAGGGCGAAUCUAGUUGAAGAGGCGAGUCAGGUUUUGAAGGAGACUAGUAAUAGAGGGAAUGGGAUUAGAGGGAGUACUUAUAGGUUGGUGAUUCAAGGGCUGUGCAAGAAGGGAGAGAUGGAAAUGGCGGUGCAGGUUGUGGAGAUUAUGCUGACAAGUGGAUGUAAGCCAGAUGAGAGUAUAUAUGCUGCGAUUGUUAAAGGUGUGGAAGAGAUGGGAAUGGGAAGUGAGGCUGAUGAGUUGCAGAAGAAGCUUAGGCAGUGGAAACUCUUGAGAGAAGUGUAGAAAGCUUUGUUGGUUGGUUUUGUACAGGGAACAAGUUUUGCAAGUUUGAAAUGGUUUGAAUUAGUUUAGCUUUCUAGUAAGUUCCAGUGUCUUGUUAUGUUUCUUGGUCACUCUUUUGCAUUUCCUUUUUCCUUAACUGUAUUAUCUAUGCAGCUUCAGAUUUCAAGUCUUAAGUCAAUCAUAUGUUUAUAUACUUCAAAUUGAACAACAGACACAACCUUGCAAUGAUG